Sphaerodactylus townsendi is the source of this 1444-nucleotide messenger RNA. It is a transcript of the gene OSGEP, whose product is annotated as O-sialoglycoprotein endopeptidase. The transcript has 13 exons. Gene Ontology annotation, cellular component: cytoplasm; EKC/KEOPS complex. Gene Ontology annotation, biological process: tRNA threonylcarbamoyladenosine modification. Lineage: Eukaryota; Metazoa; Chordata; Lepidosauria; Squamata; Sphaerodactylidae. The record is from RefSeq and is a predicted model, not a curated record. Bases 257 to 1291 code for a protein of 344 amino acids.
UCUCUAUGGGUUUUUCCUCCCUCGCCCAUUCUGGAGCGGCGGGGGGCUGCAGUUUAACUCUUUCCCGUCCGCGUCCCCCUUUCGUGGUGCAAAAAGGGGUUUCUCCUUCCUCCCAUCCCGAUCAGCGGAAAAGCAGGUCUGUCCCAUUCAGUUUAAUGGGAUUUGCUGCCCCGUUCCAUUCAAUGGGAUUUCCUUGAAGCGGAGACUUUCAGCCCCGGCGACGCAACAGAGCUUGCAAAAGGGGAGGGAAGUGGCGAUGCCUGUGGUUAUUGGCUUUGAGGGGAGCGCCAACAAGAUCGGUGUGGGGAUCGUGCGCGAUGGGGAAGUCCUCAGCAACCCCCGGCGGACGUACAUCACUCCUCCGGGUCAAGGUUUCCUGCCAGGUGAUACGGCACGUCACCACCGGUCCUGCGUCCUGGCCAUCUUACAGGAGGCGCUGCAGGAGGCUGGGCUGAAGCCCGCAGACAUUGACGCCGUGGCUUUCACUAAAGGUCCAGGAAUGGGUGCCCCUUUGGUGACAGUGGCCGUGGUAGCCCGUACCGUGGCUCAGCUGUGGGGGAAGCCUUUGCUGGGGGUGAACCACUGUGUGGGCCACAUCGAGAUGGGGCGGCUGGUGACCGGUGCCCAGAACCCGACAGUGCUGUAUGUCAGCGGUGGGAACACUCAGGUCAUUGCAUAUUCGGAACACCGCUACCGAAUAUUCGGAGAGACCAUAGACAUCGCUGUCGGCAACUGCCUGGACCGCUUUGCCCGGGUGCUGAAGAUCUCAAACGAUCCCAGCCCGGGCUACAACAUCGAGCAGAUGGCCAAGAAGGGUCAAAAGCUGGUUGAACUUCCAUAUACAGUGAAAGGCAUGGACGUCUCUUUCUCUGGGAUCCUGUCCCACAUAGAGGAUGUGGCCCACAGAAUGCUCGCCGCACGGGAAUGCACACCUGAGGACCUCUGCUUCUCCCUACAGGAGACACUGUUCGCUAUGCUAGUGGAGAUCACAGAACGGGCCAUGGCGCAUACUGGCUCCCACGAGGCGCUGAUUGUGGGCGGAGUCGGCUGUAACGAGCGGCUGCAGGAAAUGACGGCCAUCAUGUGCCGGGAAAGAGGAGCAAAGCUCUUUGCUACAGACGAGAGGUUCUGUAUUGAUAAUGGAGCCAUGAUUGCACAAGCUGGCUGGGAGAUGCUGCGGGCGGGGCAAGUUACACCGCUGGAGGAUUCAUGGAUUACGCAGAGGCUUUCCCUCGGUGGAAGAGUUAAAUGUGACACAGGGAGAGGUAUCGUACAGAUGAAGUGGAGGUGACGUGGUGCGAUUAACCCCUUCACUUCAGGCGGAGAGCUACCGCAUCGCAGUUGUAAGGGGAAAGUCGUGCAAACGUGGGAGCGAAUUAUCAGAAUCCCAGUGGGAAUUCCUGGGUGACAAAUUCUGCUUGGAAUAAAUGCUCUUGUUUUGUAA